This is a messenger RNA of Tyto alba (common barn owl), 6140 nucleotides long. It is a transcript of the gene DUSP16, whose product is annotated as dual specificity phosphatase 16. The transcript has 12 exons. Lineage: Eukaryota; Metazoa; Chordata; Aves; Strigiformes; Tytonidae. Gene Ontology annotation, cellular component: nucleus; cytoplasm. The record is from RefSeq and is a predicted model, not a curated record. Gene Ontology annotation, biological process: protein dephosphorylation; negative regulation of MAPK cascade. Gene Ontology annotation, molecular function: protein tyrosine/threonine phosphatase activity; MAP kinase tyrosine/serine/threonine phosphatase activity. Bases 1188 to 3182 code for a protein of 664 amino acids.
GAUGUUUGGGGAGGCUCUUGAUAAGCUUUGGCGUGCGCGUCUGCCUUGCUGAACUUCGUAAACAGCGCUGGCUCCGAAUAGGCUUUCCACUGCUUGAAAGGGUCGAGGAUGCUUUAGAGCCCCGGAGGGCUCCCGAAGAAAUGUUGAAGUUCUGCCUUCAACUUGGAAAACGUUUAAAUUGAGGCAGUUGACAAAAUGGAGGGCUGCCGUGGAGUCCAGGAGAGAAGCAAAUUGCAAAUUGUUAACCUGAAGCGUCGGGGAUGAGCAGUUGAGCGCGCAUCGGUGCGUGCUGAACAAGGUGUAUGGGAUGUGCCUGUUGCAAAGCCUGACCAAUGAGACCUGCCUUUUGCCCUUGUUUGGGGGUUUGCUGUGUGCUUGGCCCACAAGCAAAGUCUUGAGUUGGAGUUACCUGUGUCCUGCAGUACAGGCUUGGAUUCACAUUUUUCUGGGAUAUGCUCAUUUGGCCUGUGUAACCUCAUGAAAAUGUUACCAUUUGAACAUAAUGACUCUUUUCUUCCCUGGCUUCCUGUUCCCUUUCCUUGUGGAGUGCUUGUUUGAUGCACCACAACUCUGUAGCAGUGGGAGGAACAUUCCCCGUGACCUGACUGAUUGGAUUCAUUUAGCUGCAGUUUAGGGAAGGCCCUGAGCAAGAGACAAGAAAAAGAGGCUUCCAUCUCUAAUGCUGGAAAAUAGAAAAAUGUAUUUAAAUAAGGCCUGAAGGACUUCUUAUUUGCCAGAAGUAUUUCUCUCUGCUGGCCUUUGUAUGUGGACCACCCUCUGUCCUGUUCAGCCUGUUUAGAUUUUGACUUAAAUGUAGGCUCUUAGUCCGGUGUAAAGCUGACGGGUGGGAGCAAAGGUAAAGAAUGAUGUAAUGCAGCAGCAGCCAGAAAGCAUCUUUUGUUUGAAUUGUGAAAUGGCUACUCCAUAGUCAUCUCCCGAUGAAUCAGAUGUGAGGGGCUGCUUUGUGGAAUGAACCCUUUGUAACGGCACAUCAACUGGAAGCAGGAGGAGACAUUCAGUUGAAGAGCUCUUUCUGAAAAUGGGUUUAACUUUUCUUUUGCCAGUCACUACCAGCAUGACCUCAUACACUUCUAGUACAAUGGUGUGGCUAAGCCUUUGAGUACACAGCCAUUACAUCAUUGCAGCAAAUUAGAGAGGGAGGUGGUGAAAGAGGCCUUAUUGUUGUCAUGGCCGAUGAGAUGAUCAGGACUCAACUCAUUGUCGCCGAGAAGUUGGUGGCUUUGCUGGAGAGUGGUACAGAAAAAUUACUGCUGAUUGAUAGCCGCCCCUUUGUGGAAUACAAUACGUCCCACAUCUUGGAUGCCAUCAACAUCAACUGCUCCAAGCUUAUGAAGCGGAGGCUGCAGCAGGACAAAGUUUUGAUUACAGAGCUCAUUCAGCAUUCAGCAAAACACAAGAUUGAAAUUGACUGCAAGCAGGAAGUGGUGGUGUAUGACCAAAGCUCUAAAGAUGUGACCUCUCUCUCAUCUGACUGCUUUCUUACUGUGCUUCUGGGCAAACUGGAGAAGAAUUUCAGCUCUGUGUAUCUGCUUUCAGGUGGAUUUGCUGAGUUCUCCAGCUCUUUUCCGGGUCUCUGUGAAGGAAAAUCCACGCUCAUCCCUACUUGCAUUUCUCAACCCUGCCUACCUGUCUCCAACGUUGGCCCAACCAGAAUCCUGCCUCAUCUCUAUCUUGGGUGCCAGCGGGAUGUUCUCAACAAGGAGCUGAUGCAGCAGAAUGAUAUUGGCUACGUACUGAAUGCCAGCAAUACUUGUCCAAAGCCUGAUUUUAUUCCAGAAUCCCAUUUCCUGAGAGUGCCUGUGAAUGACAGCUUUUGUGAGAAAAUUUUGCCUUGGUUGGAUAAAUCAGUCGAUUUUAUAGAAAAAGCAAAAGCAUCAAAUGGCCAUGUGUUAGUGCACUGUUUAGCUGGAAUAUCUCGCUCUGCCACAAUCGCUAUUGCAUAUAUCAUGAAGAGAAUGGAUAUGUCCUUAGAUGAAGCUUACAGAUUUGUGAAAGAAAAAAGGCCAACCAUUUCUCCCAACUUCAACUUUCUGGGCCAGCUGUUGGACUUUGAGAAGAAGAUCAAGAACCAGAGCGGUCAGCCUGGACAUUUUAGUAAGCUGAAACUUCUGCAUUUGGAAAAAACCAGCGAGCACGUGCUGGUCCCGGAAGGUGGGCAGAGCAGCCUCUCCGCUAACCAGCUCUGCGUUACCGCUACCUCCGAGAGGGUGGAGCAGGCGCUGGCGGAGCGGGGCAGCACGCCCCGCGGCCACCCGUCCCCCCUGGAGGACGGCCCACUGGUGCAGGGCAUAAACGGGCUGCACGUCUCCCUCGAUAAGGUGGAAGACAGCAGCCGCCUGAAGCGCUCCUUUUCUUUGGACAUCAAAUCUGUAUCGUACUCGGCAAGCAGCAACUGCGUGACCGCAGCGGUUCAGGGCUUUGCCUCCUCCGAAGACACCCUGGAAUACUACAAACACACGACUGCUUUAGAGGGCAGCAGCAAGCUGUGUCAGUUCUCCCCUGUCCAGGAGGUCUCGGAGCAGACCCCAGAAACGAGCCCCGACAAAGAGGAAGCGAACCCUCCCAAGAAGCCCCCGAGCACCUGGCAGCUGGACAGCCAGAGCAAACGGCAGCACCUGGGGAGAGGCGGCGGCGGUGCCCCCACGCAGCGGUCGCUGCUCUACCCCCUCCACCGCAGCGGGAGCGUGGAAGACAACUACCGAACGAACUUCUUGUUCGGUCUCUCCACCAGCCAGCAGCAUUUGGCGAAGUCUGCGGCUGGGCUGGGCCUCAAAGGCUGGCACUCGGACAUCCUGGCUCCUCAGACGUCGGCCGCGUCCCUUACCAACAGCUGGUAUUUUGCAGCCGAGUCCUCGCAUUUCUACUCUGCCUCCGCCGUCUACGGGAACAGCGCUGCUUACUCUGCCUACAGCUGCAGCCAGCUGCCCACGGGCUGCGACCAAGCCUGCGCGGUGCGCAGGAGGGCAAAGCAGGGUGAUCGAGGUGACUCCCGGCGGAGCUGGCAUGAGGAGAGCUCUUUCGAGAAGCAGUUUAAGCGCAGGAGCUGUCAGAUGGAGUUUGGGGAGAGCAUCAUGUCGGACAACAGAUCCAGAGAAGAACUGGGGAAAGUAGGCAGUCAGUCGAGCUUUUCAGGCAGCAUGGAAAUCAUUGAAGUGUCUUGAGGGGCAGCAGGCUUGUGUGACUGUGUCGGACUUGCUUCCCCCCUCCAGGCUGCUUCCCCAGCAUUUGAGAGGUCCCUGUAAAUCUGAAGAGAAAAAACUUCAUGCAAAAAAGGCGGGGGGAGGAAAGAAAUGUGAGGCUUCAGUGUGAACGCAGGGACUAGAUUAAUACAGCAAAGAAAUGACAAGUGAGCAUCUGCCCGAGGAGACUAAGUGCACUGCUGGGUUUUUCUCCUCCCCUUUUCCUGGAGAAGGGCAAAACAUUUCAAAGAUCUUUCCCUGACAGAGGGAGCAAUUAUAUGCAAUGGAUUGCACAUCCUUUCAGUGGUUUUAAAAAGGAAGCUCUCUUGGUAUCAAACCCUUUCUCUGGUUCCACUGAAACAUGCUUUGACCUAUCCAACCUAGUUUUGUUCUCCCCUCCUCAUGCCCCACGUCUUCACCGGUGCACCUUAGCCCUGACACUGAGCCAACCUCUGGAGGGAGACCUUUUUCCCGUAAGAAAGGAGACCGGGAGCGAUUCCAAAGGAAGUAGGGACUGGUUACAGCAAGGCUGGUGUGAACACACAGUUCAGACCAAUGUAAAUACUGGUGUAACUAUUGUUCUAAUGGAUAGGCUUUAGGUGACUUGCUAGAGAGCUGCUUCAGAGAAGAAAAAAAAAAAAAAAAACCCCAGUACCUCAAAAAUAUAAAAAAAUAAACUAGGGCUUUAUGGCUGCCAGAUGCUGGUAGUCAGUUCAUAAGCAAUGUGAACAAGUAACGACUAGCCACAUUUGAUUGUUAUUUUUUUUUUUUUUUAAAGCUGUCUACGCACAAGUGUUUCAGUUGGCUCAGCAGCAAUUCUUAAAAAAGACGAAUGAACCAUACUUAAUGACUGUUUCCCCAAGUCUUUUGAAACAUAAAAUAAACAGUAUUUGUAUUUUUAAUAUUAAGCUGGCUUCUGGGAGAGGGGCAGCUGCUUUGGCUUUUAAGCUAUAAUGGAGUGGUUAAUACUUAGGGUUACGUGCAAGAGAAGUGCCUGGUACAAUACCGCAACAUUCUUUUUUUGCCAAAUGACAAUUCACUAGAUGGCUCUUGAAGGCUUUUUUUUUUUUUUUUUUGAGUUUUGGUUUUAUUCUUUUUUAACGCUAAAAAUGAGUUGGGCUUUUGUCCUUAACUGAGCAGUACCGCUAAGGAACUGCUCUUCAUCCAUGGUUCCAGUCGUGCGUGGGGUAGGGGCAAUUCGGGUGGUGUUUUUUUUCCCACCUGAACACCCUACCCAAACCAUGGGGAGACAGAAGCUUCUCACUCCUUUUGCUGACUUCAUCUUGAGGGAGAGAAGUCUGGCUGGCUGUCCGAGGAAAACGGGGACCCCCCAGCAUCCCGUCUCUCGGCGCGGGGCGAAAGAAAGGGGCUUUGAGAAGAGGCAGCUUUAGUGGGAAGCCCGCUCACCUCCUGCACUCGCGGCUCCAGAGGAACUUGGUCCUGGCCCUCGUCCUCUGUCCCAGCGCCGGCGCUUGGCCCUCCCCGCGUGCCCCAGCGCAAGGGGCUGUCCCGUCACGGGGGUCGGGGCACAGCCCUUCUUGGGGUGGCUGCCCCUGCAGCUCCCCCUCCGUGCGGUGCCGCGGCUCACGCUGUUUUACGGGCGCGCGUUGCCGCGACAGGUUUGUUUUUUUUUUUUUUGGGUCAGUGAGGGGGGUACCAGAGGCACAGCGUAAAGCUUCGUCCUUCCCGCUUCCACGGGAGCGGCACACGCCUUGUCUCGCUCUUCCCCAGCACCCCCAACACCUGUGUCAGGGGGGGAACUAGAUUGUUUUGUCCCAUUUCAGUGCAGGCAGCUGAAAAAUUGUGAAUCGCAUGGAACAAAUAACCCCUGGCCAACAGCUUUAAAAAAAAAUGCGUCAGUGGCAAACUGAAGCCCUAAUUCAAGUCAGCAGCUUGGGUUAUGUUUGUUUUGGUUUUUUUUUUUUUUUACUGUAAGUUUAGCUAGUUUGUGACUCAAAUCUCAGGUUUUACUAUAUUGAGAAGUGGAGAAGAUUUUGUCUUUGUUUCGUUUUGUGGCUAGGAUGUGACUUUAAUUUCCUACAGCGGACUGUUGAAAAUAGCACUGAAAGCUACAGCAUUAAUUAACUCGAUCCUAAAAACUGCAAAAAGGCACAGAGAGGCAGCAGCCCCAGGAGUAACUGAACCCAGAGGCUGUGUUUGCGCUGCGUGUAGGAGAUGCUGGAAGAAGGGGUAGUCUGGGCAAGGGGCAGGUUGGCACCACACUGGAAAGCACGUCAGGUCUUGGCUCGUCAUUGAACGCACGGCCACUCGUCUCUGUUUACACAUCAGGUGAAAGGGAUUACCAUUGCAACAACGAUCUCCAGCGCGUACGCGCACUCUGUGUGUGUACGUACCUGCGGAAACAGUUCAGCAGUGCUCCUCUCAGCCAGAUUUCAGUAACAGCCCCUGUCUUUGAUUUAAAUCAGUUAAUGGGGGUUAACACAAAUCAAUCCCUAGAGGCAGAAACAGAAUCUUCCUGUCUUUUGUGCUCACUCACGCCUGUGUUCUCCCCUUCUCUCUAUACAUACAGCUACGUACGUUUGGGUUUUGUUCGGUUAAUCGCCUUCCGAGGAGCUGAAAUCUGGUUUUCUCAUGAUUUUCCAAUAUGCUAUAGUCACUGAAUGAAUCAAAGCUGUAGGCUUAGUAUUUUUAGGGGACAGGUUCCUGUAGGAGGAAGCCUUAACCCCAGGUCCUGCACAGGGUGGUACCCUGUCUCCUAUCUGAACAAUGCUGGAAACGGUUUGUAAGCGUUCGGAAAGCGAAGUGGACGAUGUGAGGGGGGAAAUGCAUACAUGUUCAAUAUGACUAGAAUGUUGUUUGGUGUAUGGCAAGCUGGUUAAAUGGUUCAGAGGGAUGUGAGUUUCUCAUCUUGUUGCGUCAUGAGCAUUACCUGUAUGUUAUGAUGAAAUAAAAUCAGAAAUGGUACCUGUUUAUAUAGAA